GGUAUUUGUAUUUUCCGUUCUGAAGCAUGAAAGAUGGUGUUUUAAAAAACAUUUUAGGCCUAGAUCUAGGAAGAAAGGCAAAAUCUUGCAACUGGAGCAACGCGAUAAAUGGGAGAUCAAGUCCUUUAUAUUUUCAGGAAGGAUAUUCUGUCUUGGAAAUUUCGAUACGAAUUGAUUGUUUGAUUCCAGCUUUGAAACGUUGGUUUGGAUAGCCAAAUGUUUUAGCGGACACGCGUUAAUAGUAACAGUGGUCCAGUGGUUUGGUUCGUCGUAGAGUCUCGGGAACUGUUUGAAGAAUAUUUAUGUUAUUAGUCUUAGGAACAGCUCAGACUUGCUGUACUGGGGCCAUUGCUUUGUGACGUAAAAGUCAUGACAUGAAAAUUUGUUUGUGGCAGGGAUGGAGCGGCUGCAUUGCACUUGCAAAAUAAACUUAUUUAUUUGCGAAGAGUGAGUAGGUAUUUUCACGAUCGCAAGAAAAGGUGUCUCUACAGGAUUCUUUGAACUGAAAUUGAUCUAGCGCCUGACUAACUGUUUACAGGGGAUUUUGAAGAAGCUCAGAGUCUGCAGAUUUGAACCUACUCUCCCGGGAGCUUUCAGAAGACUGAUAGGGAAAGCCGAUAAGUGGUUGACGCAGGAGGAUAUUCUGUCUUGGAAAUUUCGAUACGAAUUGAUUGUUUGAUUCUGGAGAAGUGAGCUAGUUUCUCGUGUCAAGUUUUGAAACCGUGUAUUGUUCUUUUGUUGAACGCCGCCCAGGAAAAGUGUGUUCUCGAAAAAAAAAAACCCCACACUUUGCGGUCUAAUGGAUGGAUUUGGAAGACAUUCUCUUUUGGAAAUCUCUAUACGCCUGUCGGGGUGAAUUGACUGAUUGGUUUUGGAGAAUCUAGAGUCUUGUGUCAAGUUAGACAUAUCUUGUUGUUCUUUGGUAAAACGCUUAUAACAAGGAAACGAGUGUCCCGGAAGAAAGACUUUGUCUCGGAGUCGCAUCUCCCUCCCCGAAGCCUGCCAGGAUGCCUGUCCGAGAGCGUGGGAGGUCACGAGCGGUCAGUCGUACCGGGGGGUCACGCUCACCGUCACGCGCGCGAUCUCGGUCCCGCUCCACGCCGGGGUCAGGGUCAGGGUCACAGUCCGUGUUGCGAGCGCAGACGGCGGCGGCGACGGACCUGGCGCGGAGGAUUUACAGGAAGACCAUCAAGACUGUGUUCAACGGGUACCGCUAUUUCUCCUACAGGAACGCCAAAAAGCAGUCAAUAAAGAGUGACGAGACCUCGCUCAGCAUCGUCUCCCAGGUCUCUCUGCCCUUCAUCAUCGCUGGCUACGGUACUGUUGGAGCUGGAAUGGUCUUAGACAUUGUACAACAUUGGGAUGUGUUCAUGAAGGUUGGAGAAAUAUUUAUCCUUGUACCAGCGCUGUUGGGAUUGAAAGGCAACCUGGAGAUGACUUUAGCUUCAAGAUUGUCCACACAGGCAAAUCUAGGAAAUAUGGAUUCACGAAAAGAACUGCUCAAGAUGGUUGGAGGGAACUUAGCUUUAGUUCAGGCUCAGGCUAUUGUGGUGGGCUUCCUCUCCUCGCUCACUGCCAUGAUCAUGGGCUGGAUCCCAGAGGGCAAGUGGAACACGGAACACGGACUCCUGCUCUGUGCUAGCAGUUUGUUUACAGCUUCUAUAGCCAGCUUCCUCCUUGGUGUGGUGAUGGUCAUUGUGAUCUUGUUGUCCAGAUAUUUCAAAAUCAACCCGGACAACGUCGCCACGCCCAUCGCUGCCAGUUUAGGAGAUUUAGUCACCCUCUCACUCUUAGCAUGGGUGGGCAAUCUACUAUUCGAGGCUAUAGGUAAAGAACACUGGUUAGCACCGACAAUCAUUGCGUUUUUCCUGCUGCUGUUACCGUUGUGGGUGGUGAUUUGUGUGAAGAACAAGUACACCAACGACGUCAUUUACAGUGGCUGGGUUCCUGUCCUCAGUGCAAUGUUCAUAUCCAGCGUAGGUGGUUUGAUAUUAGACUACACAGUCGCAAACUAUGACGGAAUAGCAGUGUUCCAACCAGUAAUAAAUGGUGUGGGUGGUAACUUAGUAGCCGUUCAUGCUAGCAGACUUAGUACUACGUUACAUCUGAAAGGUCGACCUGGUUCUAAAGUCCGCGAUAAGAAACUCCAUGGAUGUCUCAACCCAUUUAAAGUCUUCUUUGGGACUGGUGUUCACUCACGAGCGUCCAGGGUGUUAACUUUGCUGACCAUCCCUGGUCAUCUGCUGUUUGUCUACACAAUCUACUACAUGAAGGCUGGCCACACUUCUAUGAGUCUGCUCUUCAAUGUCUUCUACCUCACUGCUGCUCUUCUGCAGGUGAUAUUGCUGAUCUACAUUGCCACCUGGCUGGUUCCUCUGAUCUGGGUCACGGGUUCGGACCCGGACAACGUGGCCAUCCCCUAUUUGACGGCACUGGGUGACCUGCUGGGUACAGGUUUCCUCGCCGUGGCCUUCCAUCUGCUCUACUUACUCGGGGACCGUGAUGCUGAUGUGGGAGACUAGGCCAAACUGUAGACAUAUGUCUGUGUGUCUUUGUGUGGGUGUGUGUGUCUGUCUGUGUAAGUAUAGAUGAUGAAAGUGUUGCCAAAGAUGGUAAAUCAAGGGAGAAUGGUCUUUGAACAUUUUGGUCCAUUUUGUUUUGAUGGCACCACUCUUGUCGAAAGAAAUUAGUCGUGUGAUUGACUCACAUGUCACGUUGCUGUGCUUUUUUCAGAGACUCUUAGACCUUUAAUCAUGUCAUGGCUUACUUUGGCCCUUUUUGCUCAUUUUGUGCCAAAACGUGGCUCAACAUGUAUUUACAAAGGCACAUGUUUCCUGGGUUUUCAAUUGGGGAGUAAACUUGUCACAAGG
Aplysia californica (California sea hare) is the source of this 2870-nucleotide messenger RNA. RefSeq names its product solute carrier family 41 member 1. The transcript has 11 exons. Lineage: Eukaryota; Metazoa; Mollusca; Gastropoda; Aplysiida; Aplysiidae. Gene Ontology annotation, biological process: monoatomic cation transport. The coding region runs from base 1008 to 2522 and encodes 504 amino acids. Gene Ontology annotation, molecular function: monoatomic cation transmembrane transporter activity. Gene Ontology annotation, cellular component: plasma membrane. The record is from RefSeq and is a predicted model, not a curated record.